This is a messenger RNA of Aspergillus steynii IBT 23096, 1639 nucleotides long. Its product is annotated as Paf1-complex subunit LEO1. Gene Ontology annotation, molecular function: RNA polymerase II C-terminal domain phosphoserine binding. Gene Ontology annotation, biological process: positive regulation of transcription elongation by RNA polymerase II; transcription elongation by RNA polymerase II. The record is from RefSeq and is a predicted model, not a curated record. The transcript is spliced from 3 exons. Lineage: Eukaryota; Fungi; Ascomycota; Eurotiomycetes; Eurotiales; Aspergillaceae. Gene Ontology annotation, cellular component: Cdc73/Paf1 complex; nucleus. Bases 60 to 1445 code for a protein of 461 amino acids.
AGUGUCAUUGCCAUCGUCCUACCUUUCGCUCGGAACGGUAGACUCCCCCAUCACGCAUCAUGUCUUCGUCGGAUGAGGAUGUGGUUCGUCGCCCAGGACGGAGCUCGGGUGCUGGUCAACCUGCAAGCCCCUCUGGGAGCGAGCGUAGCAACCCUGCCGCACGACUUGAAAGUCCCGCCGGCUCUGAUGCCGGCAACAUGAACGGAGAUGAUGAUGCUGACCUCUUUGGCUCGGAUGGCUCGGACGGAGGAUUCGGCAAUGAUGAUGAUCAACCAAAACGGACUCUGGAUGACGAGGAGCUUGACUCGGGCGACGACGAAGACCGACGUGAUAGGACUGGGGAGCGCAUGGACUAUGAAGAUGGCGACCAGGGUGAAUACCAGGAAACGGUGAACAUUAUGGACCUGAGCUUAGGCCGAGCGCCGGAGCCGGUGACUUCAAAUGGCGAGAUCUAUACCAUGCCAAUCCCCAACUUUUUGUCGGUGGAGACGGAAGAGUUCAACCCUGAAACCUACGUUGCGCCCCCAUACUCGACCGCAGCCACGUCUCUCUGCUGGCGCCACGACCCCGAUAACGAUGCCCUUCUUCAAUCCAAUGCCCGUAUCAUUCGUUGGGAAGAUGGCUCAAUGACUCUCCAGUUGGCUUCGGCCCCUAAAGAACAAUACAGGAUCUCGACUAAACCGCUGGCGCCUGUAAACAAGUCGGGUGAUUACGAUACCAAAUUGGACUCACAUGUGUAUCUGGGAGCUGCAGCAGAAACGUCCUCCGUGUUCCGAUUGACUUCCCACCUAACCCACGGGCUUACCGUUUACCCCACGACCAUGGAGGCUGAUGAUGCCGUUCAACGCCUCCAAGAGUCGUUGGCCGCAGCUACUCGUGGUAGCAAACAGACUGCGGAUGGAUCGGCCCCUGUGAUUGAAGUGACGGAGGACCCCGAACUCGCGAAACGACAGGCGGAACUUGCAGAACGGGAGAAGUUGAAGGCUGCUCGCCGACGCCAGCAACUCGCCGACCGGGAGCUCGACCGUGGUCGUCGGGUCGGCGUUUCUCGUACCGGGGGUGCUGGUCUCACUGUCGGCGGACUGGAGGAUGACGACGGUUUACUCACCACGAGGCCUCGGGCCAAGAAGCCGCGCAAGCCUAACCGUCGUGGCGAAAUCUACACCGAUGACGAGGAGGACUACGAUCGUAAGGGACGUACGAGGGAGGAUGAAUAUGAUGAAGAUGACGGUUUCCUUGUCGGCAGCGACGAGGAACCGGAAGUCGCCGAUGACGACGAAGACGAGGAUCUUCUUGAAGACGAGGACAUGGAUGCCGAGGGUGAGGAGGAAGAGCCUUCCGCCGCCAAACCCAAGCAGCGACGAGCAUCGCCUGAGGAAGCGGCUGGCACUCCUCCUGCCCGAAAGAAGAAUCGUUUCAUUGUGGAUGAUGACGACGACGAAUAAAGCCUCCGAUACGAUUUUCUCUCUCACCCCCCUCGAUCAUGUCCUCUAUGAAUAUUGCUUUGAUCACUGCACUCUGUAUCUAUAUCAAAUCUUUCUAUGGGUAAUCUAUUCCUUGGCGAACGAAUGGUCAUCCUGCGUCCUGGUGUUUUUCAUCGAUCCCAAAAGAAAAAUAGAAACGAAUUAAUAUACGUGCC